Messenger RNA from Punica granatum (pomegranate), 1363 nucleotides. The record is from RefSeq and is a predicted model, not a curated record. Lineage: Eukaryota; Viridiplantae; Streptophyta; Magnoliopsida; Myrtales; Lythraceae.
GCCGUCUUCAGCAAGCAAGUGACCUGCCACUUAGACCAUCUCUGUCUGUCUCUGACGCGCAUCAAAUCCCCCAAAUUUUGGUCUCUGACAAGAUCUUGGACACAAGUUAUAUAAACCUAUAAAAAGACGCAGACACCUAUGAGCCCUCAUCAAUCAGCACCAAAAUUCUUUAACUUCCCUCUGAUCUGCAGAUCGCCACAAUGGAUCAAGAUCCCACUUCUCAUGGUGAUGAUCCUGAUCAUGGUCUUCUGCAGGACCCGGAUGAUGCAGAGCUGGAGACAGUCUCCCUCUGUGAUCUCCCACUGUACAGCGACGAAUACGAAUGCGAACGACAUCAGUUCAGCUCGUCCCUGGAGAUCGAUCACGGGGAUCCCUUCGAGUUCUCUAGUGAAGACCUGUCUGCCUCGUGGAGUAAAAUGUGCAUGGCGGAGAACAUAAUCUUCUGUGGCAGGCUCAUCCAUUAUGGGCGAGAACCACCCUCUUUGAGUGGAGGACCUUCCGAAGCACAGGGCAAGGUCGGCGGCGUCCCCCAGCCCCAGAAGAAGAAAUGGAAGCUCUUCAAGAGGAGAUUAAGCCUGUUCAGAAAACACAGGCAUUGCUCUUCUAAGUCCCAUGAUGUGAGGUUCAGUGACAGGAGUGGUGCCAAGAAGGAACAUCGAUCAACCCGGUUAGAAUGCUCGCCUUCGGAAAAAUACAGCAGAUAUGUUCCUGAGAAGUGCAUGGACAAGUACGGUUUCUCGAUGAGAAGACUACCAGCACAGUCGGGUCGGGUCAAGUGCAGAUGGUACCUCCUCAUGUUCGGGUCAGCAAGGUUCCCGAUGGAGAUGGAGUUACAGGACAUGAAGACGCGGCAGAGCCGGAGGAAUCUCUAUUCGACGUUCCAAUCAUUCAGCACUGAUGGGGGCAAUAUCAUUGGGAGUGGAAACUGUGAUGGGAAGGGAAACCGGAACCGAGGACUGUGGCGGCUGCUCAGGGCCUUGAGUUGCAGUAGCGAUCGGCAAUGCGGGAGUGCUGCCAUUACAAAAUUAUCAUAGGCUCGCAGCUUUGGCUUCAGGAGAUGGGAUUCACAGAUCAAAUUGUCUGUGUAAAUUAUAUUUGAGAUCGUAUCAUUCCAUUAAAUGAAUGUAAACUUAGCAAGACGGAAACCGGAGUCCUGACUCCUGAGUAUGGACAACUGGAGAAAUCUUAGGAGGGAUUAGAGUCGUGAAAUCUCCCCAUACUCCAUGAACGAUCUAGCACUACUCAUAUUCCAGCUCAUGCUGAUAGUGAUAUAGACCUUAGCUGGGAGGACAGCUCGAGAUGUAUAUGUGAAAAUUUUUGCAGCAAUAUAGUUAUGCCGAAAUAAAGUUAAAACUAUAUAUUA